CCAACGAGCCAGCCACUCCAGGAAGGGCCAGACUCUGCCUCUCUUGGCCACAGCUGUCUGUGCAGCUGAGUGUAUGAAUCCUUCUUCACGGAGUGAGAGGACACUUGAGCCUGUCAGAGAAGUGUGGCCCAUCUUCCAGGAACUCACAGAUCACCUGACAUUGCUGGCUCCUCAAUCCCACUCCAGCUGGACCUUCAAGAAGUUUCCUAAUGGAGUCAGCAGAGACGUGAUUCACUCUAGCCCUUAAGCCGUCAAUGAAAUAUUGGUAUUGAUGAACUAAGGUAAUUUACUUGAAUCGUGGUUAAAAAUCUCUCAUACGUCUGUUUCCAGUUUGGUGAACUGUUUCCCCGCUUAAGCGGUGCAGGACGCUCUCCAUGAAGGUCAUACUUUGCUGUCUAUUUGGAGGUUGGUUUUAUAAGUCUGCUCUUGGAGGUGCUUUCCAGCCGCGAGCUGUCAGGCGGGUGUCAGACCUGGCAGGUACGCGGCGCGCUCCCCCGGGCGCCCCGAGCCCCGGCCGGCUGUCCCGCACCCCGCACCCCGCCGAGGCCACGCGGGCCGGAAAGCCGCCGGGGAAGGAUGAAUUUUUAGACGUCAUCUACUGGUUCCGACAGAUCAUUGCCGUGGUCUCGGGUGUCAUUUGGGGCAUUUUGCCCUUGCGAGGCUUCUUGGGAAUAGCAGGAUUCUGCCUGAUCAAUGCAGGAGUCCUGUAUCUCUACUUCAGCAACUACCUACAAAUCGAUGCGGAGGAAUAUGGUGGCACAUGGGAGCUCACCAAAGAAGGAUUUAUGACUUCGUUUGCCUUGUUCAUGGUUAUUUGGAUCAUCUUUUACACUGCCAUCCACUACGACUUUGCUCCCAUCUCUACUGUCCAGUCCAAAGGACCCUUUUAUUAGAGCACAGAUACACGCUUGUUGGGGCACUCGUGCCACACGGAACUGAGAAGACCCAUGUCUCUUGGAUUUAGAAUCAGCGUGUUGGGCAUCGGCGUUUUCUGCAAGGGUUGUGAAACUUUUCAAAGAACCAUCUGCCUUUGGGGAAGCAUUUCUGAAUUUGUCCAUCAACCAUUUUUCUUGGACACCAUCAUGUAACAGCUCUUUGCCAAGUGGAGCUGCUGUUUAAUCUAAUGCGCCUCUGGAUCCGGAUGAAACAUUCAAUUGUCUUCCUUAAAAAAAAAAAAAAAAUAAGUCUGCUCUUGCUCCUGUGUCCUUGCUUCCCCCUAACAGAGGUUACUGUUUGCCUGCCCAUGAACUCUAACAGUCAGGCGCAGCUUGAAGAAAUGGCUGUUGUCUGGAUUUACAACCGGAAUGCAACCCGGAAAAGCCGAUAGAGGCAAAACCUGGGACAAAUCAGUGCCAAGCACACUAACCACAGUGGAGGACCGAGCAUGCUAGCAUCCCAGAGUCUCCCGGCUAAACUGGACUGUCACUCCUAACCAACUGAGAGCCUGCUUCCAUGCCAGCAUAUCUCUGAUGGUUCAAAUGAUAAGUUCCCUCCUGUCUACAGGAGUGUGGACUGGUUCCUAAAAUAUACUGAGUUACUGCACAGGCUACCUGCUGUUCCCAUACAGGAAGGGACUGGUUCUCCAAGCUUCUGUGCAUCUCGGACCUCUGAUGAGGGUUGGAGACUCCGUGUGCUCUCUCUUUUGCAUACACGUGAAAACACACACCAACUCUUUGGUCAGUGUGCGGAUUUCCAUUGGAGAUUUGGAUGAGAACCGCAGGGCAGCUGGGCCUGGGAACCCACAAGUAACCCCAGCACUCAAGGGCAGAGGGGAAAAAAAUCACUGCAAGUUCAAGGCCAGUUGGGUCUUGAGAUAAGUUUCAGAACAGAUGGGACCAUAUAGCAAGACCUCAACCAAACACACACACACACACACACACACACACACACACACACACACACACGGAGACGGAGACAGAGAGAGACAGAGACAGAGACAGAGAUAGAGAGAGGAGGAGGACUGAGUGAAAAAUGUGUUAAGACACAUAGCUAAUGUAGAACAACCCUGGAUCAGGCCACACAUCUUUCUUUCCUAACAACUUCUUCCAUGAAUGCUGGUGAAAACCGCCCCUUUUAUGCCUAGAGAGUCCAUCCCUGCCUAGAUGGUUUGACUCAGAGAACAAAGAAAGGAAAGAUGUGCCCUUCAUGCUGAGGGACUCUAAGUCAAUGAGAGCAACGGAGGGAGACAAAGACGUGAACCAGCAAGUCAAAAGCAACAGAGAAAGGGAACAGGGAGUAGCCACGACCCCCUCCCUCCCCUCAGAGGAAGACAAGGAAGGAGGAGAACUGGAGACUGGAAUUAGUCACAGAAGCAGUUCUUGAGUGAAAACCCAGUUCCACCACAGGAAGGGAACCGGAAGCUUUUAAGGACUCAUUCUAGGGUUGAAAGUGUGAUGCUUGGGCUGGCUGCUCUAUUCAUCCCUCAGUUCAUUUUCCCACAUCCGGAACCAAGAAAGAGAGCGGAUGAACAGUUUACUGGAAAUGAGGCACUUUUCAUUGGCCUAGAAGUGUCGUGUCUCUGCAGAUUCUCUGUUUCUAGAACAGCCGUGGAAAGCCAGCGGGCCAAGAAGCCACUUCCUAGUCACCUGAUGCAGGGUUACUGAAGUCACACUGCCCUGUUAUGGGAAAAACCAUGAAAGUAUUUCUUAGGCAGAGAGAAAAAUAACAAAAAGGAUUUUUCCAACUUAAAAUAUUUAUACGAACAAGAAUACUGGGCUAUAUCAAUCUAAUGCUCCGUUAAACUGCAAGUCCAGGAAAGCUGCCUUGGGCGACGCCUUGAUGGAACAGCAGAGCUCUGGAAUAUCAAGUUUAUUAAAAAAAAAAAAAAUGGGCAGCCAACACUUGAGGAUAUGUACAUAAUGGUCCCAAGUUCAAGGUUUUGCAUAUGAAGCAUGAGCCGUUGACUUUCCAAAACAACAGGAAAGGAUGUAUACUUUAGAUAGAAGCUUCUGGUUUCUAUCAUUUAAAAAAAAAAGAUUUUAAUACAACUGUCAGACCUGACCCAAUGAUUUAGACAAAUCUAAUCAGUGUUGUAAAAAAGAAAUCGUUGCGCCUUAGACUUUCCCUCUGUGUUUGCAUAUCUAAAGUUCAGAAAGUGACAUUUAAGAAACAUCAAGUUUUCGCAGAAAUAGUCAAGAAUGCACCCAAUUUAGAGUCUUCUGAGGUAACAGCCUGCUCCCAAAUUAGGUAGAUCAGAGCGGUCCUAAUAGCCACAGAAAUAACCUAACGUAUUGCGUGCAAGCC
Molecule: messenger RNA, 3243 nt
Organism: Peromyscus maniculatus bairdii (prairie deer mouse)
Lineage: Eukaryota; Metazoa; Chordata; Mammalia; Rodentia; Cricetidae
Source: RefSeq, a predicted model, not a curated record